AUAAUCCUCAUCUCUGUCUUUCUCCUUCGCUGCUUCAAUGGAAGCAAUGGCGACCUUCUCCUCCCUUCCAGCUCUCUUCUCUCGUCCUCCUGUUCGCUUCUUGGCUUCCCUUUCCAUCCCCUUCCUCCCAAACCGUCGCGUGGUUGGUCGCCGAUUCCGAAAUCUCCGCUUUGUGUUUACUUCUUGCUCUGCCGAUCGGGUCGUGGCGCGGCCGUCUUCGGAGUUUCGGAGAAAGAGUUCCGUCGCUGGACACGAGGAUGAGAAGCUCCGAGCACUCCGGGCGUUGUUUUCGAGGCCGGGGAUUGGGAUUGAUGCCUACAUCAUACCCUCGCAGGACGCUCACCAGAGUGAGUUCAUUGCUGAAUGUUUCAUGCGGCGAGCUUAUAUAUCUGGCUUCACUGGUAGUGCUGGGACCGCAGUUGUAACCAAAGACAAGGCUGCUCUUUGGACUGAUGCUCGCUAUUUUCUUCAGGCUGAGAAGCAGUUAGGCUCUGACUGGAUUGUUAUGCGAAGUGGGAACCUUGGUGUUCCUACAACGAUUGAGUGGCUCAAUGAUGUGUUGACUCCUGGUUGCAGGAUUGGCAUAGAUCCUUAUCUUUUCUCAUCUGAUGCUACCGAUGAACUGAAAGAAGCAAUUUCCAAGAAAAACCAUGAACUAGUUUUCCUGUAUGAUAUCAAUCUGGUGGAUGAGAUCUGGGGAGAUUCCAGGCCAAAGCCUCCAAUGAAACCAAUCAGAGUUCAUGAAAUCAAGUAUGCUGGUGUUGAUGUCUCAUCAAAACUAUCCUCCUUAAGAUCUGAACUUUUUGAAGCUGGCUGCACAGCUAUUGUUAUAUCCAUGCUUGAUGAAGUUGCUUGGCUCUUAAACCUGAGAGGAAAUGAUGUUCCACAUUCACCUGUGUUCUAUUCAUAUUUGAUUGUGGACGCUACUGGUGCUAAAUUAUUUGUUGAUAACAAUAAAGUUACUGACCAAGUGAUUGCUCACCUGAGAACUGCUGGAGUUGAAUUGAGGCCAUAUGAAGCCAUUCUUUCUGAACUUGAGAGUUUGGCUGCAGAAGGAGCAAAACUCUGGUUGGAUUCGUCAACUAUGAAUGCUGCAGUUGUGAACAUAUAUAAGUCUGCUUGCGACAUAAAUGGAAGAUUUGUAGAAAAGGGGCUUGCUGGACUCUACAGGGCUUCACCUGUUUCCAUAGCCAAAGCUGUGAAAAAUGAGUCAGAGCUUGAGGGAAUGCGCAAUUCACAUUUGAGAGAUGCAGCUGCUUUGACAGAGUUUUGGGCUUGGCUGGAAGAAGAAAUUAGUAGGAAUGCAGUUCUAACAGAAGUUGAAGUUGCUGAUAAACUACUUGAAUUUCGGGGAAAGCAGGCUGGUUUUUUGGAGACAAGCUUUGAUACUAUUAGUGGAUAUGGUGCAAAUGGUGCUAUCGUACAUUAUAGGCCAGAACCAGAGAGCUGCAGUAUUGUUGACAGCAAGAACCUUUUCCUAUUAGAUAGUGGUGCUCAGUAUGUUGAUGGGACCACUGAUAUAACGAGGACUGUACAUUUUGGUGAACCUUCUUCACGCCAAAAAGAGUGUUAUACAAGAGUAUUGAAGGGCCAUAUUGCUCUAGAUCAGGCCGUAUUCCCUGAAAAUACUCCUGGUUUUGUCCUCGAUGUGCUGGCUCGUUCUUCCUUAUGGAAAGUUGGGCUUGAUUAUCGUCAUGGGACUGGCCAUGGGGUUGGAGCUGCCUUAAAUGUCCACGAAGGCCCUCAGGGUAUAAGCUUUCGGUAUGGAAAUUUCACUACGUUGCAGAAGGGUAUGGUAGUCAGCAAUGAACCAGGUUAUUAUGAAGACCAUUCAUUUGGUAUUAGGAUUGAGAACCUCCUGUAUGUGAAAGAGGCAAAUGUGCCAAAUCGCUAUGGAGGAAUUGGUUAUCUUGGUUUUGAAAAGCUUACUUUCGUUCCUAUUCAGAGCAAGCUGAUUGAGCUGUCCCUUAUGACCCCUGAGGAGAUCAGUUGGCUCAAUCAAUACCACUCACAAGUGUGGGAAAAGGUCUCACCUUUGGUAGAUGGCUCUGCUCGCAAGUGGCUUCGGAAUAACACCCGGCCUCUACCACAUUAACUGUGUGCAUCAUCAAUUCAAAUCUUAUUCAUCUUGACAUGAUAAGCAAGAUCUACAUGGACUGAAGAAACAAAUACAUCAUCAUAUUAUGUACAGUGGCAGGAAAUUGUCAAUAGAAAUUAAGAUAUAUAUUUGUAUUGUGUUGGUCUAUUUAUUUGUCAAGAAUGAAGACCAAAAUUCCUUUGUGUUUCUUUUUAUUUUUACUGUUUAUUUCCCUUAUUUGAUUUUAGCUAUGAAGUACCAACUUAAUUGUGGUUUCAUUUAUUAUUUAAGGUUAUGUUUUAAUGGAAUGAGUUUGUCUUUUAA
Messenger RNA from Dioscorea cayenensis subsp. rotundata (Guinea yam), 2401 nucleotides. RefSeq names its product aminopeptidase P2. Lineage: Eukaryota; Viridiplantae; Streptophyta; Magnoliopsida; Dioscoreales; Dioscoreaceae. The transcript is spliced from 15 exons. Gene Ontology annotation, molecular function: metalloaminopeptidase activity. The record is from RefSeq and is a predicted model, not a curated record. The coding region runs from base 38 to 2095 and encodes 685 amino acids.